Molecule: messenger RNA, 1387 nt
Organism: Pan troglodytes (chimpanzee)
Lineage: Eukaryota; Metazoa; Chordata; Mammalia; Primates; Hominidae
Gene: TMEM240
Product: transmembrane protein 240
Exons: 4
Coding region: 279-800 (173 amino acids)
Cellular component (GO): synaptic membrane
Source: RefSeq, a predicted model, not a curated record
GAGUCGAGCCGAGCCGAGCGCAUCGCAGGGAGGACCCGAGGGCGGAGCGGAGCGCGGCGGGCCGGGCCGAGAGACCCCAGAAAGGCCCCGCGUCCCUCCCCGGCGCCCCCCCCCCCGCGCCUCCUCCCCCCGGCCGGUGCCGGGGUUGCAGCGAGCGGCGGCGGACGAUCCAGGGAAGCGCUGACCUCUGCGGAGGCGGCGGGGGCUCAGCAUCGGGCCGGGGCCGGGGGGGCGCCGGGGCCGGGGGGCGGCGCUCCGGCCCGGCCCGGCCCCGCCCGAUGUCCAUGAGCGCGAACACCAUGAUCUUCAUGAUUCUGGGGGCGUCGGUCGUGAUGGCCAUCGCGUGCUUGAUGGACAUGAACGCGCUGCUGGACCGAUUCCACAACUACAUCCUCCCGCACCUGCGGGGCGAGGACCGCGUCUGCCACUGCAACUGUGGCCGGCACCAUAUCCACUACGUGAUCCCGUACGACGGGGACCAGUCGGUGGUGGACGCCUCCGAGAACUACUUUGUGACGGACAGUGUGACCAAGCAGGAGAUCGACCUCAUGCUGGGGCUGCUGCUGGGCUUUUGCAUCAGCUGGUUCCUGGUGUGGAUGGACGGCGUCCUGCACUGCGCCGUGCGCGCCUGGAGAGCCGGACGGCGCUACGAUGGCUCGUGGACCUGGCUGCCCAAGCUGUGCAGCCUGCGGGAGCUGGGCCGGCGGCCGCACAGGCCCUUCGAGGAGGCCGCCGGGAACAUGGUACACGUGAAGCAGAAACUCUACCACAAUGGCCACCCCAGCCCGCGGCACCUGUGAGCCGCACGGGGACUUGCCGGGGCCACCGAGCCAACCGGCUGCUGUACAGAUGUAAAAGGGACCUCGUGGAAGCCCGGGCCGGCGGGACUGGACAGCAGCCCUGGGCCCAGGUUGUCCGGGGCUGUGGCCGGCCGGGAGAGUCCAGUGGAAGGUGCUGUCUCUUCUUUUUAUAAAGGGGGUUGGGGUGUGGGCUAGGGUGGGGGUUGGGUUAGGGGAGACCCUGCAGUUGGGGGGCAGGACCCUGGGCCCCUGGCUGGGCAGGACACAAGGGCGGACUCAUCCCCAGCGGUGCUGGGGGGCAGGGAGGGUCCUGGGGGGCAGGCGGGGGCAGGGGCGGCGAGGCGCGCGGCCCGGGCCAGCAUCUGUUUGAAGGCGCUGUUUCCCGUGCGCUGCGUCCACUGUCUGUCUGGCCCCAGCCAGCUUGGGUGGAGGGGAGGGGGGCGAGGGGGGCACCCGCGGGUGCACAGCCACAGGGUGGGGCAGAGGUGGCUGGUCCCAGGCAGCAUUCAGGCCCCUGGCCCCGCAGUGGCGGGCACCUCAUGUGAAGCCCACCCCUCUGUGGUCAGUAAAUUCUCCAGAAAGCGCCA